Bombina bombina (fire-bellied toad) is the source of this 485-nucleotide messenger RNA. RefSeq names its product centlein-like. The annotation marks the transcript as partial. Gene Ontology annotation, biological process: centriole-centriole cohesion; protein localization to organelle. The transcript is spliced from 3 exons. Gene Ontology annotation, cellular component: centrosome; centriole. Lineage: Eukaryota; Metazoa; Chordata; Amphibia; Anura; Bombinatoridae. The record is from RefSeq and is a predicted model, not a curated record.
UACAAAGGGAAAAGAAAAACAAGACUACUUCUUUUAAGCAAGGAAUUUCCAUGACUUCUUUACGGGACAGAAUUGCAUCCUUACAACAUAAAGUCACUGUAUUACAGAGAGGAAAACGGGCAGCCACAGAGUCUGCCAAUGAAUUCAAGAAAGCUAAAAUAGAGUUAGCAGCUGAACUGCAUCUGGCACACCAAAGACUUCUAAUCAGCAAGCAGAUGUUAAAGAAAUUGUCUUUAGAUCUCACUGAACUUCAACGAGAAAAAGAAUAUAUGGAACAAAAUUUAGAGCAGAUGAAAGUGCAGCUGGCUCAAUUCAAAAGGUCAUCAGAAGUGCAGUGCCCUGUGACUUCAGACCUGUCUCCAGCCGUCCCAUUAACUCCAUCAAAGAACAUAGACCCAGAGAUGAAACAGCUCCAGAAUAAAUUAAAGCCUCUGGGCAAGGUUCCUUGCCAGCUAGAAAACCUGGCCUCCUGGGUCCAGGCUUGA